AUGCUCUCGAAUACCGACUUCAACUGCAUCUUUAGAGAUAACAUGCUGUGCAAUUACUCAUACAAUAGUACUAAGAGUCAUUUGGCAACGAUUAAAAAUUUUGAUGAGUUCAUUAGUGCCACAGAUAGCCAAGAGGCUUGGAGCAGUCAAUCUCUCAACAACAAAAUUCAGUUCUUCUUUCCAGUUAUGAAUGAAAAAUCAGAGGAUACUUCAGGCUCCUCUUCAAUGUCCAACAGAGAUGAGAUUAAUUCCAGCUCGAAUAUUAUUAGAAACCCCGAAAAAGAAGAACUGAAAGAUUUACUAUGUAAUGAAGCAGGACAGGCAGCCACAUUCAAAGGUCCACUCACUUACACAGGCAUUAGCCUCAGAAAGGAGAAAGAAAAGGACAGAGUAAAGCAGGAUACUAUUAACAAGGUCUUCCUCAGAAUGAUCCGGAGGUUCUACCAUAAGCUAUUCCUGCAGGAUAACUUAAAGAUGUCUCAAAGGAGGUUCGUCAAUAUUGAUUAUGGUAAACAACUCACUGCAUACCAGCAACUGAUUAAAAGAUAUCUCAAUGCAGAGAAUGACCUUGAGUUGUCAUGCUUUUUGAUAAAAUUAUGAAAUCUUCGAGCUAAAAACUCUCCUGAGGCUAUGAACGAAUAUGAGCUCAAGGGAGCUGAAAUCUGCAAGAUGACACGAAGCUUCUCAAGAACCAAGUUCUCUGAACUUCACAAGGAUAAGCUCUUCAGGCAACUUUUCGAUUUUAUUUAUAAUGGAACUCUUGAUAAUGGUAGUAAAAAGUGAAUCGAUGUACUUUUUAACCAAGAGAGUGACAAUAUCUCUAAGCAUAAGAGGAAAUACACUAAGGCUUUUGAAAGGAUGAAUUACCUCUGACAAAAGGAGCUCUAGGCUCUAAUAACCCUCUAACUUUUCGUAAAACUAAUU
Molecule: messenger RNA, 924 nt
Organism: Moneuplotes crassus
Lineage: Eukaryota; Ciliophora; Spirotrichea; Euplotida; Euplotidae
Source: the annotation of a GenBank genome assembly